AAUGGCCAACGCCCCAACCGAGUCGCGGGGCUCGCCGCUCGCCUCCCCCGCGACGGCGAUGCGGCGACGCCCCCCGCCUCCACCGCCCGCGUCACAUGCCCCCUCGAAGAGCCGGCUGCUCCUCCCGCAUAGCGCUUCGCCGACCCCCCCACAUCCUCCCGCGGACCCGACGCCGACUUCGCCUCCAGUGUGAGUACUGACGGAUAAUCGUCAACAGCAAGAGUAGCUGCCACUGAUUCAUCAACGGAAAUGGUUGCUUCUUGCUUCCCCGCGAUGUGAUGUGCAAAAACGGAGGAGUAAAGCUUCAAACAGAAUACUGACUACGCUUCUAGCCUCUUGUUGCAUGAGCCAUAGCCCGUGCUAUAUAUAUGGGUGGGCUGUGGAUUCAGUACUCUGUUCUUUGAUUUGAGCUCCGGGUUCAGUUCAGACAAGCACAAUGGCUGUGCCAAGGGCGUAUGCCGGUCAUCGGCUCCGUUGUGUGCUUGUAGUUCUGUGUGCCUUGUGCUGGGCAUCGUCCUCUGUCAGGUUCGUGGCGGGUCAGGCCGGGCAGCUGAGCGUGGACGCCUCGCCGCAGACUGCGAGGAAGAUGCCUGACAAGAUGUUCGGCAUCUUUUUUGAGGAGAUCAACCAUGCUGGUGCUGGUGGGCUGUGGGCAGAGCUUGUAAGCAACAGAGGUUUUGAGGCCGGUGGGCCUAAUACACCAUCAAACAUCGACCCAUGGUUCAUAAUUGGAAAUGAAUCAAGCAUCAUCGUGGGAACCGAUCGGACAUCUUGUUUCGAACGUAACCCGGUCGCACUCCGAAUGGAAGUUCUUUGUGGUUCUAAAGGAACUAAUGUCUGCCCAUCCGGAGGCGUUGGGGUCUACAAUCCUGGUUACUGGGGCAUGAACAUUGAAAGAAGGAAGGGUUAUAAGGUGAGCCUGCACAUUAGGUCUUCAGAUGCAGUUUCCUUGACCAUUUCUUUGACAAGCUCUGACGGUCUGCACAAACUCGCUUCUCGCACCAUCACGGGCGGCAAGAAACAAUUCGCCAACUGGACAAAGAUACAGUUUCGUUUGUAUUCCAGCCAAAACAACACUAAUUCAAGGCUUCAAAUUACAACCACUAAAACGGGGGUGGUCUGGCUCGAUCAAGUGUCGGUUAUGCCAUCGGACACUUACAUGGGACAUGGUUUUCGGAAGGAUCUUGCUUCUAUGUUGGCCAAUUUAAAGCCCCAGUUUCUCAAGUUUCCAGGCGGUAACUAUGCCAUGGGAAACUAUCUAAGAAAUGCGUUUCAUUGGGGCGAAACUGUGGGUCCAUGGGAGGAAAGACCUGGCCAUGUGAAUGAUGCCUGGGGAUACUGGACUGACGAUGGACUCGGAUUCUUUGAGUUCCUUCAGUUAGCUGAAGACCUUGGUGCUUCCCCUGUUUGGGUGGUGAAUGAUGGAGCAAGCAUUAAUGAAGAAGUUCCUACUGCAAUAAUUGCAUCUCUGGUGAAGGAUGUUGUUGAUGGUAUCGAGUUUGCGAGGGGAGGGGCCAACACUACAUGGGGUUCAGUUCGUGCGGCAAUGGGACAUCCACAACCCUUUAAGCUUGAUUAUGUUUCAAUAGGGAAUCAAGAAUGUUGGAUGCUCUACUACAGAGGCAAUUACCAAAAGUUCUAUUCUGCGAUUAAAGCUGCUUACCCAGACAUCAACAUUAUAUCAAGCUGUGAUAAGUCAACUAUUUCAGCAUCCAACCCUGCCGAUCUAUAUGAUGUUCAUGUCUAUGCAUCUUCUGCUAAUAUGUUUUCGAGAACUAGUAUGUUUGACAACACACCACGCAGCGGACCAAAGGCAAUCGUUAGUGAGUACGCCGUGACUGGAAACGACGCUGGCAAAGGAACACUGGUAGCAGCACUUGCAGAAGCUGCAUUUCUCGUUGGAUUAGAGAAGAACAGUGAUGUGGUUGAGAUGGCAAGCUGCGCACCACUUUUCGUAAACGACAACGAUCGCAGGUGGAGCCCAGAUGCCAUUGUGUUCAACUCAUGGCAGCACUACGGAUGCCCAAACUACUGGAUGCUACACUUCUUCAAGGACUCGAGCGGCGCCACCUUUCACCCCACAGCCAUGCAGGUCUCCAACUACGAUCAGAUGGUUGCAUCUGCCAUCACCUGGCAGAGCCCUAAAGACAAGAGCACUUACCUGAAAAUAAAGGUCGUAAACUUCGGCAGCAAAGCCAUGGAUCUCAACAUAACAGUGACGGGUCUGGAGAGCGGCAUCAAGAGCUCCGGCUCGAAGAAGACGGUGCUGACAUCCGCCGCGGCGCUCGACGAGAACUCCUUCGAGCAGCCAGAAAAGGUGGCGCCGGUGUCGAGCCCGGUGGCCGACGCCAAGCAGCAAAUGGGCGUGUCAGUGAGCCCUUACUCCCUCACAUCGUUCGAUCUCCUGCUGGAGCCCAGCAAACACUCAAUCAUAUGAAGAAGAAACUAGCUCGAGUGGAAGGAAAUCAUAGAGAUAGUUACCACGUAUAUUGUAGAUUGUACUGUAUUAUUCUCUGUGCCUGGAUUGUAUGUCUGAAAGAAACAUUACGUGGCCGUCUCUCUGAAGCUUAUUACAGCAAACAUUGUGCUCCGUAACUAGAAGCGAUAUUUGCAAAUGUUCA
Triticum aestivum (bread wheat) is the source of this 2621-nucleotide messenger RNA. RefSeq names its product alpha-L-arabinofuranosidase 1. Gene Ontology annotation, biological process: L-arabinose metabolic process. The record is from RefSeq and is a predicted model, not a curated record. Bases 437 to 2437 code for a protein of 666 amino acids. NCBI's taxonomy places the organism in Eukaryota, Viridiplantae, Streptophyta, Magnoliopsida, Poales, Poaceae. Gene Ontology annotation, molecular function: alpha-L-arabinofuranosidase activity. The transcript is spliced from 19 exons.